GGGCUGCAGUGCGCAGGCUUAGGCGAGCGCGGAGGCGCGGUCACCAUGGCGCUGCCGUAGCGGUGCAGGUGCCUGGGAUUCAGGAUGAGCGAGUCCGAGACGGACCGCUGGGCGUGGCUGCUGGUGCUGAGCUUCGUGUUCGGGUGCAACUUGCUGCGCAUCCUCCUGCCGUCCCUGUCCUCGUUUAUUUCCAGGGUGCUGCAGAAGGAUGCAGAGCAGGAGUCACAGAUGAGAGCAGAGAUCCAGGACAUGAAGCAGGAGCUGUCCACCGUCAACAUGAUGGAUGAGUUUGCCAGAUACGCCAGGCUGGAAAGGAAGAUCAACAAAAUGACGGACAAGCUCAAAACGCACGUGAAGGCACGGACAGCUCAGUUGGCCAAGAUCAAGUGGUUUAUAAGUGUUGCUUUCUACGUACUGCAAGCAGCGCUGAUGAUCUCGCUGAUUUGGAAGUAUUACUCCGUCCCUGUGGCCGUGGUGCCCAGCAAGUGGAUCACCCCUCUAGACCGCCUGGUAGCCUUUCCUACUCGAGUAGCAGGUGGAAUUGGAAUCACCUGUUGGAUUUUAGUCUGUAACAAAGUCGUGGCUAUUGUUCUCCACCCUUUCAGCUGAGGGGAAGGCCAGCUACACGUCUUUACAAAAGGAUUCUGAUAGGGUAAAGAACGGAUUGCACACAAGUCCACAGUUUCUUGUGUUUUAUGUUUUGCAAUAUUUGCUUUUGUGUGUCACCUGGGAUUCUUGUUGAAGUCAGGAUUUUCUACACCCGCCAUUGAGCCAGAAAGACCAGUUACGGCGCUCCCAUAUCGUCUGAUGUAGCUCUGGAUCUUACCAACUGGGAGCCACCAAGUGGCAUCUGCUGGUGCUUGUUUCUGGGCAUGGUUUGGCCUGUCGCCAGCUGCAAAGUCAGACUUGUAACAACUCCGUUAGUGCCGUUUUAAUUUUUAAACUUUUAAUUUUAGAAAAACCCACACUUUCGUACUACUACCAAACCUCCUUUUUAUCUCAGUUACUGAAAGUGACGCACACUAGUGGACGUACCUGUACUUGUCUCCUGAAAUGUCACACAUACAUGUGUGGAAAGUAUCGCCGUAUGUCUAAGCUUGUUCAUUUUUUGUAGUGCUUCCUACAUGUGUUCAUAGACUACGUGUAUUUUUAUUUAAAGCAUUUCAAAUGAAGUCUGUCUUUUAAAGCAUUGGGUAUUUAUGCUGUGCACAGCAGAAUAGGGUUAAGCAAGGUGUGGUCUCAUCUAGUUCAUCUGAGACUCCUUAGGCUCAUGAAGUAGCUGCAGCUCUCCUGAAAUUAUGUAGACCAGGCUUGUCUCAAACCUACAGGGAUCCACCUGCCUCUAUCUCCCAAAUGAUAGGAUUAAAGGUAUAUGCCGCUACUGUUUUUGUAUAUGCCGCCAAGACUGUUUUUGAAGCACUUUCCCUAGUUACAGUAUUUGCCAGUGCUAGUAUGACUGUCUAGUGUGACUGUCCCACCAGCCUUACAGCAGGAGCUGGGCUCACUGCCUAUGCUGCAGGCUGCGGUAUUUGUCUCUGGGGAACCGUAGCAUAGAAAAGCUCCCUGCCAGUACUGCAGUUCUCUGCACAGCUUGGCUGUCCUGGAAUCACUAUGUAGACCAGGCUGACCUGGAAUUUACAGGAAUCCUCUUGUCUCUGCCUCACAGCUGCUGGGAUUAAAGGUGUAGCACUGGGUUUGAAGGAUCAUAUUUAUAUUCCGGUGUUUCCUAAUGAUCUCCUAAGUAGCUCUUUGUUAUUCUGACUGUACUGUGAACAGGCCCAGUGUGCAGCCCUUGGGUUGGUUGUAAACUGAGUGCCACCAGAGCAGGCUUGAGAGUCCAUUGACUUAAACUCUGCAGAUAGAUCUACCUGGCACCAAGGUUACUUGGCUGUAUUUGUUGUGGGCACAAACGGAGCACAGGAGCAGGCAUCACCAACAUUGCCAGGAGGCCCCGCCCACUAGCUCCAGCAUGCGCACCACGAAGGAAGCACGUGGUCUACACAAGAUUAUCUUGGGACCCGAGGAGGUUGGCUGCAGAAUCUGGGUUCCCUCCAGGGAUUCAGCCCUCGGGGUGAGGGAGGGUGUGCGCUCUCCUCCCUUUUGCAGUGAGCCACAGUCUGUAAUGGCGCUUUUUGCCCACAUCAUUUAGGUAGCCUGGGUCAGCAGCCCAAGGCCACUUGGAAGGGCAGUCACAAGUGCCCAGACCAGAUGCCUCUCAAGAUCUCAGCUAACCUGAAGGAACCAGUGACUUAGUGUUCCCAUGUGUGUAAUGUGGAUGUCAGCACUUCCAUUGCAUAAUGUAUGGAAGACUGUUAGUGUUCCCAUGUGUGUAGUGUAUGUAACACCGCAAGUAGGGGACAUCUGUGUUUUUAUCCCCAAAUUGUAUUUGUUUAUUAAUGGUAAUAAACAUUGAGUUAAAAAGGGA
Mus pahari (shrew mouse) is the source of this 2425-nucleotide messenger RNA. RefSeq names its product guided entry of tail-anchored proteins factor 1 (gene Get1). The coding region runs from base 85 to 609 and encodes 174 amino acids. The record is from RefSeq and is a predicted model, not a curated record. Gene Ontology annotation, biological process: tail-anchored membrane protein insertion into ER membrane. The transcript has 5 exons. NCBI's taxonomy places the organism in Eukaryota, Metazoa, Chordata, Mammalia, Rodentia, Muridae.